Cottoperca gobio is the source of this 861-nucleotide messenger RNA. RefSeq names its product sizzled (gene szl). Lineage: Eukaryota; Metazoa; Chordata; Actinopteri; Perciformes; Bovichtidae. Gene Ontology annotation, molecular function: Wnt-protein binding. The record is from RefSeq and is a predicted model, not a curated record. Gene Ontology annotation, biological process: canonical Wnt signaling pathway; non-canonical Wnt signaling pathway. Bases 1 to 861 code for a protein of 286 amino acids. The transcript is spliced from 4 exons.
AUGGCUGUGUUCUUCACCGUGGCUCUCCUGGCUAUGGCAUGUCCUUUAAUGGCAUUUGACAUGGGUCAAUCCACUCGUUGCGUCACUAUCCCCAACCAGAUGGAGGUCUGCAAAGAUGUUGGAUACUCUGAGAUGCGGCUGCCUAACUUCUUGGGUCACAGCAACCUGGAAGGUGAGGUGGUGCCACGUUCAGAGGACUGGAGGCCACUGUUGCAGACAGGCUGCCACUCUCAAGCCCAGGCCUUCCUCUGCUCCCUCAUUGCGCCCGUCUGUCUUGACACUUUUAUCCAGCCAUGCCGUAGUCUGUGUGUGGCAGUGAGGGACAGUUGUGCCCCGGUGCUCGCCUGCCAGGGUCACCCGUGGCCCGAAGCGCUUGAUUGUGACCGCUUUCCUGGCGAGGAAGAGAUGUGCCUUUCUCCCCAUGUAAAAUAUAGCCACAUUGCCAAAGAUUUACCCAAACCUGCCUGCCAAAACUGUCCGUCUGUGGAAGAGGCUCCUGCAACGAAAACAGUCCUGAAUGCUUUCUGCCAGCAUGACUUUGCUGUGACUGCCAAACUUCAUCGCCGUCGCCUCCCCAUGGGAGAGCCAGAAUUUGAGGUUGAGGGCCGUGUUGAGUUUAUCCGCCAGGGACCUCUCCUGCCGUAUGACACCCAGCACCUACUCCAGAAGUGGCUCCUCAUCAACAUUCGAUGUGCUCACGCCCUCGUGCGCCUCGGACGGUCACAGCUGUACGUGCUGACCGGUUUUGUGCAGUCCGACGGCACCCUCGCUCUCACCCUUCUCUUCCCGUGGCACAAAAAAGAUGCAAACAUGGCAUUGGCCACUCGCAAGUGGAAGCACUACAGAUGUAGAAAGGAUUGA